AUGGAAGGUCAAUUUAGUGAUGCGGAAGAAGACUGUCAGCACGUUACGUUUCAGAGAGGAAAGCCGCUGACAAUGCCUCGUGAAUUAGAAUCUUUUGAAAAUCUGACUGUUGACAAUUUGGUUAAUGAGGCUGAUGAAAGUGAUGACUUUUCAGAUGAUGGGUUUUAUGAAACCCACAUUGCAUCUGGCAUCUCAUCAAUAAAUGCUGUAUCUGUUGGAAAUUUUAGUUGCCAGGACAAAACUUCCAAAGUGAGUGACUAUCAACCUCCAGAUAAAAUAUUUAAACGUUAUCUGAAUAAAAUAAAUGUAGACAAAUUCGAGGGACUACAUUUGCCAGGCAAUGUUGGGAAUUCUCUUCUUGAAAGCAAUAGAAAGGCAGACGCAGAGAAGAAUCGAAGAAAAGAUAAACAUGAUCGAGCUACUGUAGAACAAGUGCUUGAUCCCCGAACUCGAAUGAUUGUUUUUAAGUUGUUGAAUAGAGGUACGAUAACAAACAUAAAUGGUUGUGUAUCAACCGGGAAGGAAGCAAAUGUUUAUCAUGCUAGUGGAAAGGAUGAUGAAGAGUAUGCCAUAAAAAUAUAUAAAACAUCUAUAAUGAUAUUUAAAGAUAGAGAGAAAUAUGUUUCUGGCGAGUUCAGAUUUCGCAACGGAUUUUGCAAGCAUAACCCUAGAAAAAUGAUUAGAACCUGGGCAGAAAAAGAAAUAAGAAAUCUGUCACGUUUGCACAGUGCUGGUAUUGUUGUUCCUCAACCUAUUCUUCUGAGAAGUCAUGUUCUUCUGAUGCAAUUUGUCGGACACAAUGGUUGGCCAGCACCAAAAUUAAAGGAUGCUGAUCUUACUACAUCCAGAGCAUGUAAAUUAUAUAGAGAAUGUGUUAUUAUGAUGUGGAAAAUGUUCAAUAAAAGUAAAUUGGUGCAUGCUGAUCUUAGUGAAUUUAAUUUAUUGUAUUAUGAAGGACAAAUUUAUGUUAUAGAUGUUUCUCAAUCAGUAGAAAAUGAUCAUCCACAUGCUCUGGAAUUUCUUCGCAAGGAUUGUACAAAUAUUAAUGAAUUUUUCAGAAAGAAAGAUGUGGCAACUAUGACAGUCAAGGAAUUGUUUGAUUUUAUUACUGAUCCAACUGUAACAGAAACAAACAUGGAAGAAUAUCUUGACAGAGUUUCAGAAAUUGCAGCUGUACGAACUAUUGAAGAAAGAACGGCCCAAGAACUUAUAGACGAAGAAGUUUUCAAAAAAGCAUAUAUACCAAAAACUUUGAGAGAAGUUGUGGAUGCUGAACGUGAUAUUAUGAAUGCUAAAAAAGGUGAUGCGUCUCUUGUGUACAAGACCAUUGUUGGAAUGAAAGAUGAUCUGUCUGAACCACAAAAGGUUCCUGAGAUUCUGUUGAAUUCAGGAGCAUCCAGCAGCUCUGAAGAUGAUGCCUGUGAUGAAGAGACUGAAAAAUCAAAUUUUGUUGACAGUGCUAGACCAAGAGAUGAAUCACCUAAUAGUAAGAAGUUGAGAAAGAAAGCUGUAAAGGAAAAGCAAGCUGAGAACCGAAAAACUAAAAUGAAAAAGAGUGAAAAGAAAAGACUGGAGAAGAAAGGCAAGAAAAAUAAAUAA
Gryllus bimaculatus (two-spotted cricket) is the source of this 1599-nucleotide messenger RNA. NCBI's taxonomy places the organism in Eukaryota, Metazoa, Arthropoda, Insecta, Orthoptera, Gryllidae. The record is from the annotation of a GenBank genome assembly.